AUUACUACGUCGUAGUAUAUAUGUAUGUGUAUGUUAUUGUAUUCCUUCUAGAUCAGUCGUGUAAGUUCUAAGAAUAAGUUGUUGUUGUUGUUGUUGUACCAUGCCGCUCACUGUUCUCUAACUCUCUCUCUCAAUCUCAUCGCUCUCAUACUCUCUCAGUGAAUCGGGGGUUGAUGCGGAUCGUGAGCUGAGAGCGAGAGCAGUUGAACGCCGACCGUGAUCCUGAACAGACCAAAUUAAAUUAAAUAAAAGAAAAGACUAGAAGUCAUAUUUGUGUUGGUGUUUAACUUCAGGGGAAUACGUUUUACCCCUACAAAAUCAGAAGUGGGCCGAUCACGAGCCAAUUAAUUACAAAAAGUAAAUAAAAUGGAAUUAAAUAACGCUUCGAUCGAACAAUUAAAAAGGUGGUUGAGUGUGUUGAAGCUAUCAACAACUGGAACGAAAAAGGAAUUGAUCUUACGGUUAAAUAAAGUACCAAAGGAAGUUCGUGGAAAAGUUGAUGAAAUGGCGAAACAAAAAGGAGAUGAAGACGGCGAUAAAAGUAAGGGUAUUGACAGCAGCGACGAAAAUUUCGAAGACGGCGGCGGAAUUUUCCAGAAAGAAGGCGGCGGCAGAAGUAAUGGCAAAGACGGAGACAAAAGUAAUGGCAAAGACGGCGGCAUUCACAGCUACGACGAAGAAGACGGCGAAAAAAGUAAAGGCGAAGACGGCGGCAUUGGGAAUUACAGCGAAGAAGACGGCGAAACUAACGGCGAAGAUGAUGAAGCGAGUGACGAAGUGGCUGGCAGCAUUCUCAGAAUUAGAGGCAAACGGAGCAACGGAAAAGGCAGCGAACAAAACGAAGACGGUGGAAGGAACGACAAUUACGCAGAAGGCGACAUGCACAACCAGGCUGGAGACCAGUCUAGAAACGCAAGAAGCAGCGAACGUAAAGCGGUGGUGGAAAAUUUUACCGAGAGCAUCGACGUCUCGUUGGGCAUGGCAACACAGGUGUUGAGUGAGUUUUCUGGCGAGUCGUGUGCCCGCAAAUGGACGACUCAAUUGCAAAAUAUCGCGACCAUUUACGGAAUAAAAGGAAAAUUUGUAAAGAUGCUAAUGUUGAGCAAAAUAAAGGGAAAAGCUUAUGAGUGGCUGCACGCAGAUGCAGACCGCGUGUUGCUACCGUUGGAUGACCUAAUGGCAGAGCUGAUCUCAACGUUUAGGGGUAAAUCAUCGAAGUUGGAGAUACGACGCAAAUUCGAAGGGCGCAAAUGGAAAAAUAGCGAAAGUUUCGGGAGUUAUGUCGACGAUAAGAUAAUGCUUGCUCAGGGCAUAAAUAUUGAUGCAGAUGAAAUGUUGAGCUGCAUCAUCGAAGGUAUACCCAAUCAAGGGCUACGCAACCAGGCGCAUAUUCAAUGCUUUGUGGAUGUUGGGCACAUAAAGAGGGCGUUUGCGGAUGUAAGCUUGCCAAAGCUAUAUGGAGUUGGCAGGCCGACGACAUCAACGGAUCCCAAGGACAGCAAGGAGACUCGUUGUUUCAAUUGCAAUGCCAAAGGGCAUUGGGCGUAUGAGUGCAGGAAGUCGAAACGGGAGAAAGGAUCAUGCUAUGCGUGCGGAGAGAUGGGACACUUUGUUGCGAGAUGCUUGAAAAACAAAAACAAGAACGAGGGCGAAAACAAAUAUAAUGCCUCAUAGAUACAGGAAGCCCAAUUUCAUUUAUUAAAAUAUCCAAAGAGCCAGAAGACAUUUCAAAAUUACCAGUUUUAAGUUCAUAUUAUG
This is a messenger RNA of Drosophila biarmipes, 1758 nucleotides long. RefSeq lists its product as uncharacterized. The record is from RefSeq and is a predicted model, not a curated record. NCBI's taxonomy places the organism in Eukaryota, Metazoa, Arthropoda, Insecta, Diptera, Drosophilidae. The transcript has 2 exons. Gene Ontology annotation, molecular function: zinc ion binding; nucleic acid binding. The coding region runs from base 367 to 1674 and encodes 435 amino acids.